CGGCACUGCUUCUCUCAGUCACAUAGACAAGGAGACGAGGGAGCUGCACACACACACACAAACACGCGCACACGCACACGCACACACGGGCUAGCCCCGCGCAGCGUCCUAUUCUCAGGCUGCCUAGACUGACAGCAGCAUACAGCAGAGAGGAAAGGAGCGAGGGAAUGAGACUCAGAGGGACAGAAGGGGCAGGUAUAAGAUAAACAUCUUGAGGAGAGAAAAGAACCUUGGAAAGCACUCUGUAGUAACUAUUUUCCAGUUUGCCCAGACACAAGAUCCACGGGAGGACCGGCCCAUAGUGACCGAGCCGCCGAAAGGGGACUGAAGAGGGGCGUGUUUCCCGCUCUGUCAUGUCAGCUCGCAGGACACUGAGGCGGACAGCCUCCCCCUCACCUGGAUCCCUCGCCGGCUGGCUUUUGCCGCUCGCUGCCCUGCUGCUGAGCCAGCCACCGGCGUCGGCUUUCAAUCUGGACACGACCCACACGCUGACCAAGGAAGGAGAGGAGGGAAGCUUCUUCGGGUUCUCCUUAGCCCUUCACCGGCAGAUCAGCCCCGAACCCCACAGCUGGAUCCUAGUGGGGGCGCCGCGGGCGCGGGGUCUGCACUCCCUGAGGAACAGCCGGCCCGGCGCUCUAUACCGCUGCCCGAUCACGGCCGAAGAGUAUGACUGCAAGCGCGUGGACAUUGAUGGGGACGUGAGGCCUGACCGCGAGAGCAAGGACAACCAGUGGCUGGGUGUGACUGUCAAGAGCCAGGGGAUUGGAGGGAAAGUGGUGACGUGUGCCCACCUGUAUGAACUCCGUCAGCGAGUCAACCAGCCCUCGGAGACUCGCGACCCCAUUGGGCGCUGCUACAUGCUGAGCGAGGACCUGACGGAACGGGACGACCUGGACGGGGGCGAGUGGAAGUUCUGCGAGGGCCGGCCGCAAAGCCAUGAGCAAUUUGGGUUCUGUCAACAAGGCCUGGCUGCCAGCUUCACCCCUGACAAGAACUUCAUCCUCUUUGGGGCCCCGGGCACGUACAACUGGAAAGGAGAGCUGCGAGUCCAGCUCGUCAAUCAGACCUUGCUCGACCUGGGUUUCUACGACGACGGCCCCUAUGAGGUAGCAGACGAGAAGCAGCAGGAUGCUCGGCUGAUCCCGGUUCCCUACCACAGUUACCUGGGGUUUUCUGUGGAUUCUGCAAAGGGUCUAAUGGCCCGGGAGGACCUGACCUUUGUGGCUGGAGCGCCUCGUGCCAACCACACGGGCGCUGUGGUCCUGCUCCGAAAGGACAACGUGUACCGGCUGGUGCCCCAGCACAUCUUAUGGGGAGAGGAGCUGGCCUCCUCCUUCGGAUACUCCGUCGCCACAGCUGACCUCAACAGUGAUGGCUGGACAGAUAUCAUAGUUGGGGCUCCCAACUAUUUUGACCGCAAGGCGGAGAUAGGCGGGGCUGUGUACGUGUACCUCAACCCGGCGGGCCAUUGGCACGAAGCCCGUCCCAUCCGGCUCAAUGGCACCCAUGACUCCAUGUUCGGCCUGACUGUUAGUGGUGUGGGGGACCUGGAUCAGGAUGGCUAUGGGGACUUUGCAGUUGGAGCUCCGUUCGAUGGUGAUGGUAAAGUCUAUAUUUACCGCGGUUCUUCCUCUGGCCUUGACACGAAGCCUUCCCAGGUGCUGGAUGGAGUUGACGUAGGGGUGAAACAUUUUGGCUAUUCUCUUUCUGGAGGCCUGGACAUUGAUGAUAAUUCUUACCCUGACCUUGCAGUGGGAUCUCUCAAUGAUCAAGUCAUUUUGUACAGGUCCCGCUCCGUCAUCCACGUCAGACGGGACGUCUCGAUCAGCCCCCAAAAUGUUGACCUGGAGAAUCAGAACUGCAAAGGCCGUCAUGGGGUGUGCGUUGAGGUGAAGGCCUGCUUCAUCUACACUGCCCACCCAUCAUCGUAUUCUCCGCACAUCACCCUGAGAGUUCAGUUUGAGGCGGACAUCGAACGCCGGAAGCUGAACCUGCCGCACCGCGUCAACUUCCUGGGCCACGCAAAAUCUGAGCAGGAGUUCCUGCACUCUGAAGACGUGGAGCUUCGCGGUCAGGGUCGUCCGGCGUGCAUCGCUGCCACCUUUCAGUUACAGGAGAAUAUUAGAGACAAGCUGCGUCCCAUCUCCCUGGCGAUCACACACAGCAUCAAGCCCCCCCGUCACCCCAGCCAUUCCGCUUCCAAACACCUGGGAUCUCUAUUUCCUGUGCUGAGCCCGUCCAUCUCCCCCACCCUGUACACUGAGGUCGACUUCUUGCGGGAGGGAUGUGGAGAUGACCGAAUUUGUCAGAGCAACUUGCAGCUGAGCUAUCGUUUUGGCACUCCACCUGUGAACUCUGGCCUUUUCACCCCUUUGCCCUUGGAUGAGGAUGCAAUGCCGGUCUUCUCUCUGUCCGACCAGCGGUCCAUCGCCUUGGAGAUCUCCGUCACCAACAUGCCCUCCGACCCCCGGCGACCUGAGGAGGAUGGAGAUGAUGCUCAUGCUGCCCAGCUGCUGGUGACCCUCCCCGACACGCUGUCCUACUUCGGCUUCAGAGGCCAGCAGUCACAGGUGGUCUGCCAAACCAAUCAGAAUGGCUCUCAGGUGGAAUGUGAGCUGGGAAAUCCACUGAAGAGAGAUGCCAAGCUAAAAUUUUACAUAAUAUUAAGCACAUCUGGAAUCACCAUAGAAACCACAGACCUGUCUGUUGAUCUCUUACUAGCAACAAUAAGUGAGCAGCCUGAUCUGGCCUUAGUCACAGCUCGUGCAAAAGUAGUCAUUGAGCUCCCCCUAUCUGUCAGUGGGCUGGCCCGUCCACACCAGCUGUUCUUCAGCGGGACGGUGAGGGGCGAGAGCGCCAUGAAAACACUGGAUGACAUUGGGAGUCCCGUGGAGUUUGAGUUCACGGUAACAAACCCAGGCCAGUCCCUGCAAACGCUUGGCUCUGCCUUCCUCAACAUCAUGUGGCCUCAUGAGCUGGCCAAUGGGAAGUGGCUGCUGUAUCCCACUGGGGCUCACUUUGAAGGGCACCCCAACACCCGCUGCAGCCCCACCUCUUUUGACCCCCUGCAUCUGAGUCCCAGUACGAAACACAACCAGCACCAUCACCAGCACAGCCAGGACCCAGAGUCUGCGAACCAGGUGGGGAGGACGAGGCGCUCCCACCCAGAGGAGGAGAGGCAAACUGUGAGCAGAAGCAGCGUGGGGAGGACCACGCCGGCCGUGGCGGCCUCAGAGAGGAGGAGGUCCCUGCAGCUGGACUGCCUUCUGGGUUCAGCCCAGUGCCUGCUGAUCCAGUGUCCGCUCCACAGCCUCUCCGGGAGUGCAGUGCUGAGGGUGCAGGCCAGGCUCUGGAACAGCACUUUCCUGGAGGAGUUCCCAUCAGUCAGCGCUCUGGAGCUGCUAGUGAGAGCCAACAUCACCGUCAAGUCCAGCAUCAAGCAUCUGGUGCUGAGGGAUGCUGCCUCACAGGUGCUGGUCUUGGUUUAUCCAGAACACGGGCACGCAGAUCAGUACUGGAUCCCAUGGUGGAUCAUCCUCAUCGCCGUGUUGGCUGGAAUCUUAGUCUUGGCUCUGCUAGUUUGCAUACUGUGGAAGCUCGGAUUCUUCCGGCGGGCCCAGUACAAAGACUCCGUGCCCCAGUACCAUGCUGUGAAGAUUCCGCGCGAGGAUCGCUCGCAGUUCCAGAAUGAGAAGAUGGGGACGUUGCAGAAGAAGGAAUGGGCCACGCACUGGAGCGACGGGGCGUCCUGAACGCGUUGGAACGUCGCUCCAGAGCCGCACCCACAGGACACUCGAAUGGGUCUGCAAAUGACCCCAUUGCUGCAGCUGAAAACACCUGACACUUGCAGGACUUAUCACACACAUGCACGCCAACUGUAGCAAUGCAGCUUAACGUACCCUCGGAACCUUCUGGACGACGUUCCAAGAGUUCUAGAACAUUCUUCGAUGACCACACUGUAUUCAUCAUGGCAGAUUGACUGACAUAACCACACUCAAAACUGUAAGGGCAGGACACUUCUAAUGAGCAUACAUAGAGAGCUACGGCCUGCAGAAGAAGCAUCGCAGUAGCCUUCCGAACCUAUCAAAGGAGCUAGCAGACUGGCCGCCUUUCCCACCCACCCAACUUGCACUGAUGCUAACAUGCACAUUCAAUCACUUAAAAAAAAGAAAACGAAGAAAAGUUGACUUCUGCUAGCCCUGCAUUCCCAGAGGAACCCAAGGACACUUACAUCUGCCUGAACGUUGAGCAGAGCAGCCGACUUCAAUGAAAACCCGCAGACCAACAGAGUCCCACUCCGUUUGUCCAAGUCGCCAUGAUGAAGCUAGGCUGGGGCUGGUUCUUGCCUUAAUUCAGACAAAUCGGACAAAACACUGUAAUUUUCUAUUUGGCUUGGUUUUUAUUUAUUGUUAUUUUUUGCAUUGUUUUGUACUCCAAUAGCUUACAGCCCAAUACAGCAAUUUGACUGGAUUGCGAUGAAGUCAUACACGUCUCUUUGGUCUAAAACUCAGCUGGACCAUGUUGCUGGGUCUGUGUUUUGAGGGAUGGACAGAUAAACCUGGACCACGCUGAGGGAGAGUCAGGUACAACAUCUGAGUGUCGCAAGAUCAGGUUCCUUGCUGCAGCGGAAGACCUCAGGACCUCAGAGGCAGAAGACAAAUGUCACAUCUAACCUGAACUGUGAUUUGCAUGAACAUGCAGGAGAGACAAAGAGAGGAUUUGUACAUUUUAGCAGGACGGGAAGGAACUGAGAGAACAUUCUAGCGUUCAUUUACAAUGCAGUUGGCUGGUGGGCGUUUCGUUUGUAAGGUGUUUGGGUUCAAGAUUUCAAAACUAACACUGCUUUUAAGAAGAUGCUUUUCGGAGUGAUAGGGGAUGAAAACAUGUAACGUACUUUUGAAAAUAUAAUUAGAAUAAAUAUAACAAUGGUAGUAUUUUGCUGUUUUAUUGCUAUGUUGUUUUGUAAGUGCCUUUUGGUAGUGCAACCUAAAUAUGAAAUAUAAGGAAGUAUAUUUUUUAAAAAACAAACAAAAAACAGGCAUCUGUUUUGACUGCUUUACUUAUUACUUAGAUUGAGGAGAGAAAUGUAAUUGGAUGUGAACAACAUUGGAUUUAAGUGGCUAUAAUCCCUGGGAGUAAGUGAGUUAAGUGGUUACCUGUUGUCAUGGAGACAAACUGCCAUUCAGACUGAAGUCCAUGCAUGAAUAUUGCUGGACAAUCUUGUUUUAAUGCAUGGACAAACCUUACUGUACAUGCUGAUUGUUUGUCAUGCUCACAUGUUUAUUUAUUUCUGGCUGUAUUUGUGCACUACUGUAAAUAAAACAUGAAACGAAAGCCACGGAGCCCUACGGAAAAAGGGAGGGAAGACAGACAAACGUGCCGUCUGUGCUCGAGGGAUCUGGGCGGCUUCUGGCUGAAGGACAAAGUGAAAAAAAGUCACUAAGACAGAGGCCGUUUUUGUUUUUGCCCAGAAGAUCAUUAUCAUUACUGUUAGGCACCAGAAUUAGGCCACAUGUGUUAUCUUACUCUCUUUCUCGUUUUCUAAUUUGCGACGCAUUUAACGAUCCUUCGUAUUGAUCCGAUAUCACGUUACACAACUUUCACGCUGAUAUUUGUCCCGCUUUAUCAAUCUGAAACUCUUUUUCAGCGAUCGAUUUCAUCUCUACGGAAAACCCUGUGGCUUCAGCAACCUUACCGCUCUGAAGCCCAAGAGGCAAAUAUUAAUUUAGGCAAACUUAAUUGAGUGUGCAAUCUGUUUACAUUAAGUCCAUUUCCGUUGGCAUCUUGAUUUUCUUCGGGAGAAGGUUCCUGAGGCAGCCACCUGCCCACGUCACACAUGUUUACUCAGGAUGGUUUCCUCUAACCCUGCAUCUCAAGGGCCACCUUCCCACAGAUUUUCAUGGAAAAGCUUUAAUUAGCAUCUUAUUAACAUCUUAAAUGCCAGCUGAGGUGACUCUCUGAAUAAUAACUUUAUUGAAGUGGACGCGGGCUAAGGCGCAACUAAAUUAGCCUGUAAAUCAUUUAAAAUAACAUUUGAAGGAAAAAAA
Messenger RNA from Paramormyrops kingsleyae, 6047 nucleotides. It is a transcript of the gene itga7, whose product is annotated as integrin, alpha 7. Gene Ontology annotation, biological process: cell-matrix adhesion; cell adhesion mediated by integrin; integrin-mediated signaling pathway. Gene Ontology annotation, cellular component: integrin complex; external side of plasma membrane. NCBI's taxonomy places the organism in Eukaryota, Metazoa, Chordata, Actinopteri, Osteoglossiformes, Mormyridae. The record is from RefSeq and is a predicted model, not a curated record. Gene Ontology annotation, molecular function: integrin binding.